Molecule: messenger RNA, 981 nt
Organism: Hemicordylus capensis (graceful crag lizard)
Lineage: Eukaryota; Metazoa; Chordata; Lepidosauria; Squamata; Cordylidae
Product: olfactory receptor 14A16-like
Exons: 2
Coding region: 1-981 (326 amino acids)
Biological process (GO): G protein-coupled receptor signaling pathway
Cellular component (GO): membrane
Molecular function (GO): G protein-coupled receptor activity; olfactory receptor activity
Source: RefSeq, a predicted model, not a curated record
AUGCUUAACUCUUCCUUGGGCUUUGAGUUUCUGCUCCUGGAGUUUUCAGAGGUUCGGCAAUUGCAGAUUCUACACUUCCUUUUAUUCCUGCUAUUGUACUUGGCAACGAUAACAGGCAAUCUUCUCAUCAUCUGUGCAGUAGUUCUUGACCAUCACCUUCAUACCCCUAUGCACUUCUUUCUGAUGAACUUGGCUAUGCAGGACAUUGGUCAAGUUUCAGUCAUAAUCCCCAAAUCCAUGUUCAAUUCCAUCAUGAAUACAAGACACAUCUCUUUUUCAGGAUGUGUUGCUCAAGUCUUCUUGUUUCUCUUCUUCUUAGCAUCUGACAUCUCUCUCCUUACACUCAUGGCAUAUGAUCGGUAUGUUGCCAUUUGUAAUCCAUUGCAAUACAAUAUGUUGAUGAACAGGACAGCCUGCAUUAAAAUGGUUGCUAGUGCAUGGAUUGGUGGUCUUCUCUAUGGAGUGUUACAUGCCAGUGGCACCUUUGCUAUCCCCUUCUGCUCCAAUGUUGUUAAUCAGUUUUUCUGUGAAAUCCCACAGUUACUUAAGCUUGCCUGCUCUAACUUAUAUCUAAUUGAAGUUGGGGCAGUUGUGCUAAGUAUUAGUCUUGUGUUUGCCUGCUUUAUCUUCAUAAUUGGAAGUUAUGUGCACAUUUUCAUUGUGGUGCUGAGAAUCCCCUCUGUAGAGGGGAGACAAAAAGCUUUCUCAACUUGCCUUCCUCACUUGAUUGUCUUCUCCACAUUAGUACUCACUGGAAGCUUUGCCUACCUCAGACCAACAUCUAACACUCCAUCACACAUGGAUUUAAUAUUAACUGUGAUAUAUUCAAUGUUUCCUCCCAUAUUGAAUCCACUGAUCUAUAGCAUGAGAAACAAGGAGAUCAAGGUUGCACUAGCAAAAUUAUUAGGUUUUAAGAACAGAACUAAGAAGGCUCUCUGUCUCUGCCUCAGGGUUUUCCAAAGCUUAAUCACCAAUAUCUAG